AUGAACCGUUUUUGCCGUGACUUUGCCGCCCUCAAGACUGAUGUCAGGCCGAAGUACAAAACGGUGCGCCGAGACGCGUACGCCGUCGACCGAGGGGCCGUGAAGCUGCUGAGGAAAUGCCACGGCUUCACGACAACGCUACGCCCGAGCCACGAGAUCGAGAGGAUGUCAAACCGCCUGUUGCUGAACUUGGCGGAGCCGUGGCGCGGCGACCUCGAAGCCCCGCUCACCGACGAGGAAAAGAAGCAGCGCAUUCUCGGGCAGAACUUGGAGAAGUUCACGACGACCGAGGAGCACUGGCGGGACGUCACACAGGGUGAGGGCGACGUGAAGAACUUCCGGUACUUCGUCGACGCCGUCUCGACCGGAAAUGGGCCCACCAUCCUGGUGGCCCAUGAAGUGGACCACGUCCACUAUGACGGCGCCCGCUCCGUCGACACCAAGACGUUCUGCGCGCCGGGCUUCAAUGUGAAGCGCCCGGCCGUGGAGCAGCUGAAAGCCGGGCACAUCCUCCAAUGGGUACUCCGCGCGGCGCCCCUGGACGUGACGCUCUGCGUCGGGUUCCACGCGGCCGGCCAGCUCAAGAAGGCCGCCUUCAUCCACCCCGACACCAUCAUGGACAACGACGAGAAGAUUCGCCGCAACUACAACGCGGCGCGCGCCAAAGCCGACGACUUCUUCCGGCAGCUGAAGGACCUCGUGCCGGGCGAGCCCUUCUUCAAGGUGACGCUCCGGAGUGGAUGCCAGACCGCCACCCCACUACAGUGUACAAUCAUUCGCCGUGCUGACUACGUCGUCAAAAAUGGGGAGAUGUUCGUAGGGGACGGUGCUCUCGCGACCACGCUGCGCCCUCUCGAAGAGAUACAAAAGUCGAUUGAGACCGGCGUGAAUUUGUUCGAGAACUGGGAAGAAUAUACGCCGGAUGAGACCAACCGAGUCGGUGCCAUUCACCGGUUGAAGUUUCUGCUGACGAUGCUCGCCUUUGGGACCGCCGUCGCCUUUGAGACCGCCGUCGCCUUCUGUGGGGCCGGGGACUACAGCAAGAUCCUCCUGCACCUCAUCAGGGAAUGGAAGCAGGCGCAGAGACCAGACUACUUUCGGGAACUGGAAAUCUUUGUCGUCCGCCUUGGAGACCGGCUGUUGCUCAAUUUGGCUGAACCUGUUGGGCGCCAGGACGAUAUCUGGAAGAAAAAAAUGUCCUGCGGCAACAAAUUCGAGCAGGUCGGAUCGAUUGGAGCCAUAGAAGAUACGGACAAGAGUUCGGUGAAAGCCUUCCAAUACUUUGUGGACGAGGUGAAGACACGAGAUGGUCCUGCCGUCCUGCUCGCCCACGAAGUCGACCAAAUCGGCUACGACGGGCGCAGCUCCGUCAAUAUGAAAACCGUCAACGUGGCCUGGUUCGACGCCCGGAAGCCGCUGCAGGACCAGCUCAAGGGGAUGCACGUGUUCUCAUGGCUCCUACGCAACGCUCCAUUGGGCGUCAAGUUACUCGUGGGCCAGCACUCGGCCGCGGGCGUGCUCGAAAACGUCGCACUCAUCGAUCCCGAGGAAAUCAUGGCCGCCGAUAUUCGCCGAGACUACGACAGCGCGCGAAAGCUGAUGGACGAGUUUCUCCAGCAGCUGUCGGGGGACAAGGCGCCUAAAUCCACAUGCUUCAAAGUCACCAUUCGUCAGGAGGACUGGUGCGCCGUGCCUUUGAAGGUAGGCCGUGCAAUGUGUACGUUCAGCUCUAUCGACGGUCUAAUGCAGAAA
Mesorhabditis spiculigera is the source of this 1752-nucleotide messenger RNA. The record is from the annotation of a GenBank genome assembly. NCBI's taxonomy places the organism in Eukaryota, Metazoa, Nematoda, Chromadorea, Rhabditida, Rhabditidae.